Molecule: messenger RNA, 363 nt
Organism: Gongylonema pulchrum
Lineage: Eukaryota; Metazoa; Nematoda; Chromadorea; Rhabditida; Gongylonematidae
Source: the annotation of a GenBank genome assembly
UCGACAACGGCACGUCGAUGCAGUGAUACAACAUUUUCAUUUUCAACCGAUAUGAUCAACAAAAUCUCAGCAUCGGAUACCGUUGCCGAUCAUUACUCGGUCUUCUACACUCCCAUUCAUUCACCAUUUCCAAAUUUCUUCGCCGCGCUCUCGUUCUUUCCGCCAAUACUGAUAGCGCACAGUAAUGUUAAGCGGCUGCUCGGCCUAUCGUAUGAGCAGAUGAUCGGGCGCCAGCUGACCGAAGUGUUCUCAUCAAACUCGGACGACAAGCCGCCAGUGAUAGCUUACAGCGAGCUGUUUCAUCCGGACGGCCAGCUGAAAUCUGUUUAUGGAAAAGCGGUGUGUCCUUUCAGGUUUGCUUGA